Messenger RNA from Lachnellula hyalina, 1038 nucleotides. RefSeq lists its product as uncharacterized. Bases 1 to 1038 code for a protein of 345 amino acids. Gene Ontology annotation, cellular component: cytoplasm; ubiquitin ligase complex. Gene Ontology annotation, biological process: protein polyubiquitination; positive regulation of proteasomal ubiquitin-dependent protein catabolic process; ubiquitin-dependent protein catabolic process. Gene Ontology annotation, molecular function: ubiquitin protein ligase activity; zinc ion binding; ubiquitin conjugating enzyme binding. The transcript has 2 exons. The record is from RefSeq and is a predicted model, not a curated record. Lineage: Eukaryota; Fungi; Ascomycota; Leotiomycetes; Helotiales; Lachnaceae.
AUGGCACACACUCACUACGAAGCUCACUUCGAAAUGCCCCCUGUGGUUAUCUGUGGCAGGCAUCGCCGGCAUUAUACCAGGGAUUUCCUCACUCAAAUUCUGACGCACUAUGAGAAGCGGCAUCUCAAGAGGCACACCGGAUCUACUCUACUUGAACGCCUUGUUACUCUCGAGGCCGCCCUGGCAGAUAAAGAUCGAAUAUUUAUUGGAAAAUGGAUGAAGCUACAUUCUGCGGAUCGUCCGCGUUUUUCGGCCUUCGUCGCCAACAGAGAAAGCGCUUUAGAGGAAGACUCAUCGGAUGAGGAAAAUGUGCCGCGUUUGAAACGUAGGAAAGUGAUGGCUGCACCAAUUUAUGGAGAGGACAAUUCAGAGGACGACAUACCGGUGGCAAAUCUGAAAAGAAGUCCGUCUCCUGAUAUUUCAGUACCUCAAGCCACUAUUGACUGUGCUGUAUGCAUGGAGUCUCUAGAGCCAGAGAGCUUCUACCAACAUAAAAUCACUCCCUCCUGCGACCAUGAAACCAGAAUAUGCGUUUCUUGUGUCACUCAAAGUAUUGAUAUUCAGAUCCUAGAGAUAUCUUGGAAUAUGAUCAAGUGUCCGCUCUGCCCCGAGCUCAUGCCUUUCGAGUCUGUCAAAGAAAUAGCAUCCGAAGAGGCUUUCCAAAGAUACGACCGCAAUUCCGUCAUAGCAGCGUUCCGACAUAUGCCCAACUUCACAUACUGUCUCAACAUGGGAUGUGACUCAGGCCAAAUCCAUGGCGGCGGAGACGAUCAACCGAUUAUGACAUGUACAGCAUGCCAGUUCAAAACGUGCUUCACACACAAGAUUGCGUGGCAUAGCGGCAUGACGUGCAGUGAAUAUGAUGAAGUGCUGGCCAAGGAAGAAAGGAUGGAGCAAGAAGCAGCUUCACAGAAGUUUCUUACCAAAAAGACCAAGAUAUGCCCGAAUCCAGAAUGCGGACUGCAUUGCAUCAAGGCUAGUGGAUGCGAUCAUCAGAGGUCUGCUUUUAUCAGAGCAAGGAUAAGUAGAAGGGGCUAA